Molecule: messenger RNA, 990 nt
Organism: Colletes gigas
Lineage: Eukaryota; Metazoa; Arthropoda; Insecta; Hymenoptera; Colletidae
Gene: Swip-1
Product: EF-hand domain-containing protein D2 homolog
Exons: 4
Coding region: 232-819 (195 amino acids)
Molecular function (GO): calcium ion binding
Source: RefSeq, a predicted model, not a curated record
CUCAUCGCGCCGGUUGGUUUGUCUUGUUGGGUGUAUCGGUUUUAAAUUUGACAGCUAACGUUGCAGAUCUUCGAAUAUCGUCUCGUUUCGCCUCUUUCGGUUCACGUUUCCUGCGAACAUUCUCCGAAUUAUACCGUUCCGAUCGAUCGUGUCGCGUAUCGUUCGUGUCAGCGAUUACUGUUCGCGAAAUUGUACAGGUUAACGACCAAAAAUCGAAGGACAGUUGAGAAAAUGCCAGCGGACGCAGAAUUGAGUGAUCUGCUUAGCAGGCGACGAAGAAUCAACGAAGAGCUCGAAGAAGGGAAAGACGUGAAAAAGCAAUACAAAUUCGUGAACGUUUACACCGAGUUCCACGAGUUAUCCCGCCGCGAGAUCAAGCAGUACGAACAAACCUUCAACAGGUUCGAUGAUGGCCACGAUGGGUUCCUCGAUUUGUCCGAGCUGAAACGCAUGAUGGAAGUUUUAGAAGCACCGCAGACUCACCUCGGUUUGAAAGCAAUGAUACAGGAAGUUGACGAGGAUGGCGAUGGACGCAUCUCCUUCCGCGAGUUUCUACUGAUCUACCGCAAGGCACGUGCUGGUGAAUUAGAGCAGGAUUCUGGUUUGGGCCAGCUAGCCCGUCUUACAGAAGUAGACGUAGACGAGGUGGGAGUGACAGGGGCCAAACACUUCUUCGAGGCCAAGAUCGAGCAGCUACGUAAAACGAGCAAGUUCGAAGACGAAAUUCGAAUGGAGCAGGAGGAACGAAAACGAGAAGAGGAAGAAAAAGCGGCGAGGCGAGCACAAUUUAGGCAGAAAGCGGCAUUGUUUGGCAAUUAAGAGGGAAAACCGUGAAUCGAAAGUGCCCGAGCCUCGCUAUGCCUUAAUGGAAUCACAAACAAUUGCCUUGAUUCAAUUUACUGAUUUCACAUAGGAUUUAUCGAUCUGAACGUUCCGUAGAUUUAACUCGAAUCGUUAUUCUGCGUCGUUGAAUCGUUAAUUUUGAUAAAA